CCUUGUUGGAAUCAAAGCUGAAAGCAAGAACUGAGAGAAGUAAGAACGUUCCAUUACCGUUGGCAUUUCAUUUCUCUCCGCAAAAACGCCAUGACGCAUUCUUUAACGUCGUCGUUUCAUUCCUUCUUCUUCUUCCCUCCUUCUUCAUCAUCCGUACAACUCAACACACCAAAGCUUCAACUUCUGUUACCAAUGUCAUCAAAUUCUCAACCGCUUCCCCUCAAAUUCUCUCACUCAAAUAGAACAAGAACCACCACCAACAACAACAAUCGCCACAAGAUUCGAGCUUCGUCCUCAACCGAUGAUCCUUCACCAUCUUCAUCAAGUGCGACGAAUUUCGUUUUGUUCAGUUCCGCUGCUCUAACUGUUACAUUGGCGGUGGCUAAUCGUGUGCUUUAUAAGCUUGCUCUCGUUCCCAUGAAAGAUUACCCCUUUUUCCUUGCCCAGUUCACAACAUUUGGGUAUGUGGUUGUGUAUUUUAGCAUAUUGUAUAUCAGAUAUAGGGCAGGUAUUGUAAGUGAUGAGAUGCUAGCCAUUCCGAAACUUCGCUUUCUGGCCAUUGGGUUUCUUGAAGCUUUGGGUGUGGCCACUGGAAUGUUUGCUGCAGCUGUACUUCCUGGACCAGUCAUACCCGUAUUGAGUCAGACUUUUUUAGUUUGGCAGCUAUUGAUUUCUGUUCUUCUCUUGGGGAGAAAGUACUCAAUCAACCAAUUGGUUGGAUGUUUACUUGUAGCUAGUGGAGUUGUGGUGUCUAUUACAAGUGGCUCAAACACGGGUCAGAUGCUCUCUGAAGUUGAGUUCUUUUGGCCAGCAUUGAUGAUUAUUUCUAGUGCUUUUGCUCUGUUUGUACUUCUUUUUCUACCUUUACUUUCUAACUUGAAAGGCAUACCAUUCGUUCAACUUCCUUCGUAUCUUAAAAGUGGAGCUGGUUGCUUUCUGAACCUUGGAACUCAUAAAUCAAGCUGUGACGGUGCUCCCUGGCUUCCCCUGCUUUAUAUAGUUACCAACUUGGCAUUCAAUAUAUCGUUGCUUAACGUGGUAAAAACCUCCUCUGCAGUUGUUGCUUCUCUUAUGGUAAUGUUAUCAGUGCCGAUUUCCGUCAUCAUUCUUUCCCUUCCGUUGCCUUAUCUUCCCGAGGGAACAAGCCUGAGCCCAGUUUUUGUAGUUGGCUGCGCCAUCCUUGUAUCUGGUCUUUAUCUGUAUGACACAACCAGACCUGCCAAGAAUAGUACUAAAUCUGAUUGAAGCACAUCCGUUCCACAAAACCAUUGCUGAGAAGUAACUCCCAAACUACCAAGCAGCCUAUCUACUCACUCAUCUAUCAGUCUUGAGGCAAUCUAUCUUGGUGAAAUGUAUUUAUUGACUUUGUCCAAUUGUACGUGUACUCAUGUACAGUAUUUUUUACUAGUAUUAUUUUUUAGAUUCUGAUUAGAGAGUGAGGUAGAUCAGUUCAAUUUCUAUUUCUCUUCACUGUCUUUAAUUUGUCUAAGCGAUUGGAUCAUUUUUUCAUUGUAGUCUUUUGUUGAAUAGUUAAGUUACAUAUGCCACAUAAGCUCCGGAAGUAUACAUUUAACAGAAAAGAAAAGUGUUUUAAGUCUA
Arachis ipaensis is the source of this 1599-nucleotide messenger RNA. The record is from RefSeq and is a predicted model, not a curated record. NCBI's taxonomy places the organism in Eukaryota, Viridiplantae, Streptophyta, Magnoliopsida, Fabales, Fabaceae.